This is a messenger RNA of Daphnia carinata, 1077 nucleotides long. RefSeq lists its product as uncharacterized. Bases 1 to 1077 code for a protein of 358 amino acids. The record is from RefSeq and is a predicted model, not a curated record. Gene Ontology annotation, molecular function: nucleic acid binding; RNA-DNA hybrid ribonuclease activity. Lineage: Eukaryota; Metazoa; Arthropoda; Branchiopoda; Diplostraca; Daphniidae. Gene Ontology annotation, biological process: DNA replication, removal of RNA primer. The transcript has a single exon.
AUGGCAGCCAUCGAAAAAAACACACCCCAUUUGAUGGAAAAACUUGCGCCAACCAACCUCUACCCGCCGGCUCCGUGGGAAUUUGCCAAAAUCAACCUCGGUCGCCUAAAGAUUGACAAAAAAACCGCCACAAGCGCCCAACACCUAGCGCGUAACCAGUUCUUGGAAAACCUCGACAACCUACAACCAGGAGAGCUCGUAGCCUACACUGACGGCUCCGUAGACCCCAAAUCUGGAAACGCCUCUUCCGCAAUUUACGUACCCGGAAUCAAAUUACAAAAAGGCUGGAAGCUAAAAAAGUACUCCUCCAUCCUGUCCGCAGAACUAAAUGCCAUCAACAAAGCCCUCGACAUCUGCUACGAUGCAACGGAAAGCGGAGUAACAAUAUAUACGGACUCCUUAUCGGCCAUCCUCACAAUUGCAAAUGCCAACAAAAAUUGGCGUACCCAUAGUGUCCUCCUCAGCAUCAACAGGUCUGCCAGCAACCUAGCAGCAGCAGGGAUUGAAACAACGAUCUUCUGGAUCCCAAGUCACACAGCCAUCGAGGGCAACGAAAUAGCAGACGGGGUAGCCAAAGAAACUCUGACCAACCCUCGAGCGGAAACCAUCCAAAACAAACUCACCAUAAAUGAAAUCUAUGCCAUCAUGAAAAAAGGAUGGAACAGCGAACUUAUGUGCGACAUGAAAUUGCUCAAGAGGUGGAACCCAAUCUGGCCUAAACUGGGGAUGAAAAGUUGGGAAAUAGGAAGAAACACGGAAGAAACCCUAAUCCUCCACAGACUUCGCACUGGCAAAACCAAACUAAACUACAAUCUCAGCAAAUAUGAUCCACUAAUAGACCCCCUAUGCCCGAACGGAUGUCCGGAAAUCGAAACAGUGGGACAUGUCAUCCUACAUUGCCCGACUUACUGUAAAGAGCGCACCGACCUAAUCCUUUUCUGUCAAAGGGAAAACAUCAACCUAACAAUAUCAAACAUCCUUGGCCUCACUGAAGAAGUAGAAACAAAACAUAAAGCCGCCCUCAGAAACAUCAUCCUCAACCAAAUCAAAAAGAGCGAUCUCACAAAUCGCAUCUAA